Messenger RNA from Rotaria sp. Silwood2, 3000 nucleotides. NCBI's taxonomy places the organism in Eukaryota, Metazoa, Rotifera, Eurotatoria, Philodinida, Philodinidae. The record is from the annotation of a GenBank genome assembly.
AUGAACGUCGGAGUGAAUGGAGGUCGCUUCGAUUUUGAUGACGGCGGUACCUAUUGUGGGGGGUGGAAUGAUGGUAAAGCACAUGGACACGGUGUUUGUACAGGUCCCAAAGGUCAAGGUGAAUAUUCGGGUGCAUGGCAAUAUGGUUAUGAAUUUUCGGGCAUCUAUUUAUGGCCGGCAGGAAACUCAUAUGAAGGACAAUGGAUGAGUGGAAAACGACAUGGAUUGGGUGUUGAGAAAAAGGGAAGAUGGAUUUAUAAAGGCGAAUGGACACAAGGCUUUAAAGGACGAUAUGGUAUACGUGUAUCGGAUAUUUCAGGCGCUAGAUAUGAAGGCACAUGGGCAAAUGGCCUUCAAGAUGGAUAUGGAGUUGAAAUAUAUGCAGAUGGUGGUAUUUAUCAUGGUCAGAUACAGCAAGGACUGCGCCACGGUUUUGGUAUUCGACGAAGUGUGCCAUAUGGUGUUGCAUCACGUUAUCGAUCAAAAGAUGUACGCGAUUCUUUAACAUCACUUCGUUCAGAAGAAGAUGAUGAACGAACACAACGUGAACGAGACAAGCGUAUGGAUGAAAAUCGUGGUGGAUUUGUAUUACGUUCAAGAUCUGAACCACAUGAUUCAUCAUCUCGUAGUGCUAGUCAAGGACCACGUCGUGGUUCAUUAUCAAAUAGUGCUGAUCGUCGUACAUCAUUACGUAAAACUCUUCUAUCAAAAUUACGUAAACAAAAAUCAACUAGUGAUAUUGAAGAUUUAUCGAUAACAAAAAAGACAAGUUCAUUUCGCUCAACAGCAAGUACAGUCAGUGGUGAUUCAAAGCAUUCAGUUAAAACAGCUACAAUGAUAUCAUCACAUCCGAAUACACCCAAUUCAUUUGGUACAUUAGAUGAUGGUGAUCAUUCAUUUAUAUCUCAAGAUGAUAUACUUGAUAAUAAUGUUGUUGAAACAUAUAUGGGUGAAUGGAAAGCUGAUAAACGUACUGGAUUUGGUAUAGCUGAACGUUCAGAUGGUUUAAAAUAUGAAGGUGAAUGGUUUAAUAAUAAGAAGAAUGGAUAUGGAGUUACAACAUUUCGAGAUGGUAGUAAGGAGGAGGGAAAAUACAAAAAUAAUGUUUUGGUAACCGAUAAACGUAAACCAAGUAAAUUAUUCUUACUUCGUUCAUCUAAAUUUCGUGAUAAAAUUGAUUCUGCUCUAAAUCAUGCAAUGAAAUCUGCAACAACAGCACAACAAAAAGCUGAAAUUGCCAUGGCUAGAGCAAAUAAUGCUCGUUCAAAAGCACAUUCAGCUGAAAUUUAUGCAAAACAAGCUCGAAACGAUAGUGUAGAAGCUCGAGUAUCUGCUAAAGCAGCUGCUCCUGAUUUUCGUCAGCCAGGUGAAGAAAAACCACAACCAUUCAUCUCAUUAGAUAUUGACCGACAAAUUGAUGGAAAACCACUUCCAAGCAAUCAUAUCAAUGUCAGUCCACCAAAUGGUCGUUUACCAAUGUCAUCAAACUAUCUUCCAAAUAGUUCAAUACCAUUACCAUUACAUAUAUCUCAAUCUCAUCCAAUUACAGCAACAGCAUCUCCAUCAUUUCCACUAGAUGGUGGAGUUUAUCAAGGUCAACCACCAACACAAGCCAAUAAUUGGAAUCCAAAUACAAAAAAUGUUGGAUCAUCAUCUUCUACAAUUCCUAUGCAUCAACAACGUCAAGAUUAUUAUCGUGAUGUUAAUCAACUUCAACCACAUCAUCCACAAAAAGCUAUGCCAACAACACUCUAUAAUGAAACACCCGAUCUACGUACAGGUUUAUCCGUGUCUAAACAUCAUUCAAAUUUCACUCAACCAUUAUCGACCGAUAUUUCAGUACCAAACAAUUUAAAUUAUGAUUAUGAUCGUACGAAUUUUAAUUCAGUAUCGCCAUCACAAUCAUCUCCUUCACAAUUUGUACAGAAUGCCGUCGGUGUAGGUGAACGCUCAACAUCUAAACGAAAUACAUUUAAAAGGACUACUCGUGUCGAUGCAUCAAACGAGGAUCUUCUUCAUGAUCCACAACAAUUUAUUGAACAUCAUCAUCAAUUACAACAGCAUGAAUAUAAUCAGCCGUCGUCAAAUCUUCAUGCUCCUCGACCUAUACGUCAUCCAUCCGGUCUUCGACCAAAUGUAUCACCAUAUAUGUCUGGACCUAGUACUAGUAAUACUGGUGUUCGACAUAAUCUUAUUCACGGUGCUCAUGAUUCUCCCCAUUCAAGUGUUUAUGAUUCAGGUUUAAGUUCACUUGGUACAAGUUUUGAUCGUGAACAACAUCAUAUAUUUUAUUUAGGUAAUCAAAAUCAUCCAUCAAUAUCAACAACACCAAAAACAUUUACAGUUGAACAAUAUGAGGUUCCACAACCAAUUCCUAUCCCAAGACGGAAAUCUUUACCGAGUAUUGUUAAAACUAAACCUGGUGAUUAUAAAAUUGAUGAAACCGCUCGAUCAAGUGAUAAUUUACAAGAAAAAGAAACAUUUAUUAUUGAAAAUGGUAUACGUAAACGUGUCACUGAAUUAGGACCCACUUAUACAGAAAGUGGUACACCAAUACCACAAGCAACUGUGAUGACGAGCAGUAGUGGUUCACCUACUCUUGCUCGUCGUAUUAUUCUCGAAAGUGUUACACAAGUUGAUGCACCAACAUCAACUAUGAGUGGUACCGGUGGAAAUAAACGUGGUAGUAUGCCAACACUUGUUACUGUUGCUAGACAACGUCAAGCAGCUCCUAGUAAGUUUAUUAAAAAAGAAAAUUUUUUUUGUUUUCGAAAUUUAACAACAAUUUUCUCCUUAUUUCUAGGUAUAUCAAGAGAAGAAGCAACGAUACUCGGUUCUCAACGACGAGAAGAAUUGCGACGUUUACGUGAUCGUGAUUCAACUACUUUUGGUCGUCUUAAAACUUUGUUACAGAAUGUCAUCUAUCGAAAUCGAGUGUUUAUUGCCAUUUUCUUUCUAAAUUUAUCCCUUGCUCUUUGGUUCAUUCAAUUGUUGAGAUGA